Molecule: messenger RNA, 1608 nt
Organism: Fusarium proliferatum ET1
Lineage: Eukaryota; Fungi; Ascomycota; Sordariomycetes; Hypocreales; Nectriaceae
Exons: 1
Coding region: 1-1608 (535 amino acids)
Biological process (GO): carbohydrate metabolic process
Molecular function (GO): hydrolase activity, hydrolyzing O-glycosyl compounds
Source: RefSeq, a predicted model, not a curated record
AUGCGAUCAAUACUCCCUGUCCCAACUCCGCCUCCCGAAUCAUGUCCCUACUCUCGCGAAUCACACUACCAAGCUUCCGCCGAUGUCAUUCCUCUUCUCAUUGACGAUACAUACCACGUCUUCCACCUCAACACCCCGCCAGUCACAAAGCACCACCCAGAGCGUCUCAGAGCAACAUGGUCGCGGCUCCGAUCAACAAAUCUUAUCGAAUGGGAGCGUGAUCCAGAACCUGUCUUGUCGCCUGGUGAAUCCACCUCUGAUCCAGAUGCCGAUGGUGCUUGGACGGGAUGUGCAGUGCUUGAUCUAGAUCAGCACAUGAACAUCUUUUACACGGGGUAUAACCUGUCGCAAAAUGGUCGUCAGACGAUACUUCGUGCCAAAGCAAAAGAUCUCCAUGGUACGAGGUUUGAGAAAGAUGCAACGCCAGUCACAAUUCAUCCCGAAGGACUCGAUAAGUAUGAGGACAUUGACUUUCGAGAUCCCUUUGUCUUUUAUAACCGUGCCGAAGGUCGAUAUUGGAUGCUUGUAGCUACUCGACUAGCCAAUGGCCCGUAUUGGAGUCGCGGAUGCAUCGCGUUGUUAACAUCGCCGGAUCUCGAAGCCUGGACCGUUGCGCCUGAACCUCUAUACGCCCCCAACGACGUCUUCUGCCCCGAAUGUCCAGAGAUCUUCACACUGCCCAACGGAAAGUGGUAUCUUGUGUACUCGCGCUUCCACGCCCCGAAUGCAGGAACAGUAUAUCGCAUCGCUGACACGCCAUACGGGCCAUUCCGCGUGCCAAGAGAUGGAUCUCAUGGCCGGCUCGACGGUCGCCGUUGGUACGCAGCCAAGUCAUGCCCUAAAGCGGGAGAUCCCGACAAGAGGAUCAGCUUUGGCUGGAUUGGAGACUACGCCGACGAUGAGAAGAAGUGGCUUUGGGGAGGUGAUCUUGGUGUCACUAGAGUUAUGUGGGCAGACACAAACGCUUGUCUGCGCAUUGAUGCCUCUCAAGAAUUCAGGAGUUACAUAUGGCGAUGCUCCAAGCCUGUUUCGCCGAGCAAUGCUGCUCCAAGCUUAUAUCUCUGCUCCCUCGGCACAACAGCGACUCAUUUCCCUGAGCUGGGUUCUGCAGAGUGGAAGAAGGAUCUCAUGGUAGACUUCAAGGUCGCAGCUUGUGAUGCGCAUACUUUUGGCGUCAUGCUCCAGACCGACAGCUCAGGUAAAGGCCAUCGUCUCCAGUUUAACCCGCAGGGAAACGGCUUCUUCUCCGUCGCCCUCAUCACCGACUUUCCACCCCUCGACGACUUCUGGGCAGACCAGUAUCGCAUUUAUAUCCCCCGACCCGUCGACGGUCCCGAGUUAGUUCGACACGAUAACGUCAGUCUCGUCGAUGGAGUCUUCCUCUUUUUGAGGGGUCAGCUCGUCGAGGUCUUCUGCGGAGGACGAGCGCUGAGUUUCCGACUACCUAUACCGCCCAACUGGGCCAGCGGCGAGCGAGACGGUGUGCGCAGAUUGGGAUGGUUUGUGGAAGAUGGUAUGGUUGAUUUAGUUGAUAUUAAUAUGCGGCAUUCGAGGAGCUACAAGGACAACUCAGUUGAGUCUGACAAUGGCCUCGAAGAUGCCGACUGA